UGGUGCUGAUGAGGGCGAGGAUGUGUGAUGCUGCUGCUGCUGCUGCUGCUGCUGCUGUUGUUGUUUCCUGCUGCCAUUUCCUCAGCGGAUCCUCGCGGAAACAUCACCGGUGUCACAGUAAAUGAAGCUGUGGGUUCACACACGCGCACAUUUUCAGCUCUGAAUCUGCUCACGCGGGGGACGACAGAUGAGAAACACGCUGCGUCUUAUGUGAUGUCAUUGACUGGCUGUUUCUGUGGGCAACAGCACAACCACCGCUGAGCUGAAGGAUAUAUAUAUAUAUAUAUUCAUUUAGAGGGCAUAAUCAUCAACAUGAGGCUUGUUUGCUGAUCAGUGAGAUUUGAUUUCAAGGAUACAAUGGAGACAAUAUGGCUUUAUCAGUUUCGCCUGAUCGUCAUCGGAGACUCCACAGUUGGCAAGUCGUGUCUGAUCCGGAGGUUCACCGAGGGCCGCUUCGCCCAGGUGUCGGACCCCACAGUGGGAGUGGACUUCUUCUCACGUCUGGUGGAAAUUGAACCUGGCAAAAGGAUCAAACUUCAAAUCUGGGACACUGCAGGACAAGAGAGGUUCAGGUCCAUCACCAGAGCCUACUACCGCAAUUCAGUGGGUGGUCUCUUACUCUUUGACAUCACGAACCGCAGAUCCUUCCAAAACGUCCAUAACUGGCUGGAGGAGGCCCAGAGUCACGUCCAGCCUCACAGCAUUGUCUUCCUGCUGGUGGGUCACAAGUGUGACCUGGAGGCCCAGCGUCAGGUGACCCAGCAGGAGGCCGAGAAGCUGGCAGGAGCCUACGGGAUGAGAUAUGUGGAGACGUCAGCACGAGAAGCCAUCAACGUGGAGAAGGCAUUUGUGGAUUUGACGAGGGACAUCUUUGACCUUGUCCGGAGCGGGGACAUCAAGAUCCAGGAUGGCUGGGAGGGCGUCAAGAGCGGAUUUGUUCCCAACACCGUCCAUUCCUCCGAGGAGGUCACUAAGGGCGGCCGGCAGUGCUUCUGCUGACUUUUCUAACCGUAGCACACGACUAUGGCAGGUGCUGAACAUUUCAGUGGACUUUCCUGUUUUACUUCUUUACUCAAGACACAGCUUUUUUUUCCCCCUUCAGACGCCUAUUUAUGGCUCUGUGGACUUUUUAUUGACGCUCCUGAAAGGUGUUCAAGCACAAGAUGGAAGCAUCUUAAUCCCCUCGCUGUUCUGUGUGCAUGUGUGUAACUGUAUUGACCCUCCGCUCUUAUCAACUCCGCUUUCAUGCACAAUACUUUGAAUAUACUGCAGACAUGUGUCCGGAGAGACAGACGAGAUACAUUCUCUGACUGCACUGCACUACAAAUCCAAGUGGCUUAACAGUGGAGGGACAGUGAAAGUCAAAUUAAAUGUAACCAAAGUUUGAGAGACUGACAUGUUAGUUUGUUCGGAGAGAGUUUGCACACUGACAAUUUUUGCUGAAAAGGAAAUUAAGCUACUGGAGCUGAUAAGGUUUUUGUUUAGCGGUCAUGGCCAGUGCGUACUUUAAUUUCACAAGGAAAACUUUCCCUAAAACCGCAUUGUGUGUAGCAUCAAAUAAAUAUGAAACACAUCCAUAAUCAUACCUUUUAAAUGCACAAAAGAUAUAAUUAAUUGAGGUUAACUAAUGUUAGCAUUGAUGACGUUUCAUCUGAUGAGAGUGAAGUUCAUAAUAACACAAUACGUCACAUUUCUAUCGUGUUUUUCUGGACACUCAAAUACACUUCACAAAAUAACAAACGCAAAGGGUAAAAAUAAAUGAAUUAAUGACUGUUAAAGCUAUGGGAAUGCGUGUUGGAAUUAAAUGUCUCACCUUUUACUUUAGUAAAUCAAUUUAGCCACUUAGCACCUGUUAGCUGUGCUAGCCAAGAGAAAACUGUGUGAACAUGUUUAAAAUCAAACUGCAGCUGACUUAACUCUGAAUUAAUCAUCUAAUGUUUGCUGCAAUCGUAUAACAUAUCCAUAGAUACUGUAUCUGUGCCACUUAUGAUAAAAACAAAACAAACAAACAAACAAACACCUGAAUGUUCACAUAUGAUCCCAGAGCGGUUAGCCAUACAGGUAACAAUUGUAGCAUGAUAGAAAUAUUUUAAUAGUAGUUAAAGUAACUAAAUAAGUUUAGCUAAAAGUAAUAAAAACUAAUACUUUGAUAUUUUCAUUUAUGUUCAUUUAAAGCAACAGCUGCAUUGUUUCAUUUAAAAAUGUUCACCUUGUAGCCAGCAGGUGCUAAGAGGCUAAAUAUGUGAGCGCUUGAAAAACAUCAUGUUUUCAACAGUAACUGUGUGAUUCUGGGAUUAUUUGUUUUACAAUUAUAUAAUAUUGAACAAAUCGAGGAAAAUUGACCACAAAGGUCGUAACACUUUCAGAUUAUAAUCUUAUGUGCUCAAAAUCCAGUUAUACUCUCUCACAUUUGUAAUCAAUGCAUGCCUCCAUUUAAACUGACGUUUUCCAAAGAAAGAAAAUCAUUUUUUAUUUUUGAUAUAAUGUAAAAGGACAUUUCCUGGACGCAAAACACAAAAAACAAAGUGAACAAUUCUGGGAACAUUUAAACUGGAAAAGUGGCAAAGUUUUCACUCCCGACUGACGACAUUAGAGUGAUUCAUAGAACGCUUUAGCAACAAUUUGUGAGUACAGGUGUAAAGUCUCUUUUGAGUGCCUUUUGGAGGAAAGAUGUGGGUGUCUUUAACGUGUAAAUACAAACUUCAAGGAGGCGGAAAACACAAUGAUAUCACAUUACACGGCCUGUAAAUAAUUUAUCUGAAACCAAACCCUGACAAAGUUGACUGUUCAAUGUUGUUGUGACAUCAAGUGUCAUCAAUAAUAAAUGUCUGGAAACAUUAUAAACAAAAAUGUGUUAAGACUGGAAGUACACUACUUUUUUUAUUUUUUAGAACAAUUAAAAUGAUUGUAGAUGUAGGUAAACAAUUGAUGUAAUACUGUUUGACACCACUAGAGGACCUUAUAGAGCAAGGAAGGGAAGAGGAGAUUAUAACCUGUCGACAUAUCUAUAUCAUGUUUUGUGUUUUCAAAUGUUUUUGCCUUUUUCUACAGAAAACCUACGACAUUUUAUAAAAGCCUUAAACUAAAUAUUGGCAACUUUAAGAGAAAGUGGUUCCAUAUCAAAAUCUAGAAUAAUAAAAGUAAGAUUGUACAGGAUUUUGAGCUUUGUUGAAUGAAAAUGUUACAUGAUGUUACAUUGUACAGUGCUGUUAAAUAACAUCAUUCUUUCAGUAAAUGUGGGACAGGAAAGUAGGGAACCUGUGGAACUGGUUUUUGUUAACACAAGUGUACACAAGUUUAUUUAUUUGCCUGUGAUGUAUCGAGGUUAUACACUAAUUAAACUUAAACAAUGAAA
Molecule: messenger RNA, 3355 nt
Organism: Solea senegalensis (Senegalese sole)
Lineage: Eukaryota; Metazoa; Chordata; Actinopteri; Pleuronectiformes; Soleidae
Product: ras-related protein Rab-39B-like
Exons: 4
Coding region: 358-999 (213 amino acids)
Biological process (GO): Rab protein signal transduction
Cellular component (GO): Golgi membrane
Molecular function (GO): GTPase activity; GTP binding
Source: RefSeq, a predicted model, not a curated record